AUGGAAGUCCCUGGGUAUUCGCUGACGGCGCCCCUCAUCAACCGCGUCGGCAGGAAAUGGCCCACGAUCUUGGGCUGGUCUCCUCACCCCCAACAGGGGCCCUUCAUCCCCUGGGCGCCGUCGGUAAUCUUCUGCGUGUCCUCCGCCGUGGCCGGAGCAGCGCUCCUGCCGCUGCCGGAGACGCUGGGCGCCCCGAUGCCCGACACGAUCCAGGAGAUGCCCGCCGCCGGCCGCUGCGCCAAGCCCGGUCGGCGCAAGGGGAAUUCCAGUCUCUGUAUUGUGAACAAGGGAGAAGAGAUGGAGGCGAAAUGAGGAGAAAGAGGAAAAGAGCAAGAAAUGAUAAGAAGAAAUAAGAGGAAAUGAGAAAAAGGAACAAGAAACAUCGGCGAGAGAAAGAA
Molecule: messenger RNA, 398 nt
Organism: Penaeus monodon (black tiger shrimp)
Lineage: Eukaryota; Metazoa; Arthropoda; Malacostraca; Decapoda; Penaeidae
Exons: 3
Coding region: 1-312 (103 amino acids)
Source: RefSeq, a predicted model, not a curated record